AUGAAUGACGGUACACUCGUCAUUCGUGGAGAGAAGGUUCCGUCGCGAAAUAUCCUGUCACCUCGUCUGUCCAUUCUUCGCCUCCGCCCUCUGCUUCAAAAACCCAUCAGCAUCAUCAACUGCUACUCACCAACAUCUGCAGCUGAUGAUCCCGAAUUGGACGCAUUUUACGAGGAGCUGGAGGAAGUAGUCCGCAACGAGAAGUCCUUCUACAAAUUCGUUGUCGGACUAAAAACUAAGACUAAAGUAGGGAACCGGAAUGAAAAUGGCAAUCGUCACGCCGGGCUGUUGUCCGCCGCUCGCCUCUUUCAUGAAAACUCCCUUUUCAUGAAGAAAGAUCAUCGACGGUGGACAUGGGAAUCGCCCAUUGACGCGACUCGUGCGGAGAUCGACCAGCACAAUUGGCUAUAUAACCUAUAUUGUUAUAUGGCGAAAGAUUCCCACACAUUGCAAAAAGGUGCUGUCGUCCAGCACAUCGCCAAAGCCCAUAACCUGAAAGGUCAACUGCCUGAAGGGAGCAUGGAAUCUUUGGCAACAACUAUUCGUUUCGUCACGCUGAACUGCCGAACACUAUCGAGUGAACUCCAACAAGCCGCUCUAUCCAGACCUCUGCGAUAUCUCUGUGUGCUUUUUGCUGCACUACAGGAAACACACAUGAGAGAUCGACUCGUCAUCAGCAUGAAAAAUUACACCAUAUACUGCGGUGAUGCUGAUGAGAACAAAGUAGGUGGCUGCGCGAUAACUGUGAGGAACGAUUACAAGAACCUGGUGGAGGAAUUUUGCCCAACGUCGUCUAGAGGCGCCUUUGUACGAAUGCGAGAUCGCAGAGGACGUAAACUCUGGAUCGUAAGUGCUCACACACCUACGGAAACCACUGAGGACAACAGUAAGGACGCCUUCUAUGAUGAACACAAUGCGUUGAUGUCUAAAAUACCAAGCCAGCAGAUGGUCAUUGUCGGAAUCAACGCAAAUGCGAAGAUGGGACUCGAACAGCAAUCCGAUGUGCUAGGAAAAUGGUACUAUGCAGCGGAGCGCACGUCGGACAACGGUGACCGUCUGGUCGACUUGUGCGAACAGACGGGCCUCAUCAUCGCUUCUACGUUUAAGAGGAAUCAUCGACGCCAUCAGCUCACGUGGCAGGGGUCAACACUUUUAACGCCUAAAGAACAGCGCAAGCGGAAGAUGAGGACUCUUAAACUUCAGCUGGACUACGUUCUAGCGAGGAACAUUCCUCAGUCAGAUAUCCGAAAAUCUAGAGCUGUUUGGGACGUCGCGUUCGACUCUGACCACCGUCGAGUUCUUCUCAGCCUCAAGAUACUGUUUCACAAGAGAAACCGAGGAGUUCCUCUUCAAUCGAAAAUCGACAUGGCAAGUCUGAAAGACGAUGAAUGCAGAAGAAAAUUCCGCCAACGUGUGUUUAUUCAUGUUGGAGUACGGACCAGGAAGAAGCUUAGCGAUGCGGAUUCCUUCACAAAGUGCAUCCAGGACGCUGCAAAGGAAACGCUCCCGGUUCUAUUGCCGCGGAAGAAGUUUGCCUUUGCAUCUGCGAAAGCAAAAUCCACAUACAAUUCUGUAUUUGUCGCGCGCAGCGCUGGUGACUUCAACCAGGAAAAGCGUCUUAGAAGGAAGCUUCGUCGUCAACUGCAAAAAGACCGCGAUAACGAGUGGACGUCAAGAGCGAUGGACACUGCUAAUGGGGUAGCUGUCGGUGAAGCAACCCUUCCAAUUUGGAAGGAACACUUCAAGACCUUGCUGAACCGGCUAGGACCGUCAGCUCCUGAACUCGAAUACGUUCAUAGACCGACAUAUGCGGUUAACGAGGAGCCACCGACCGAGUCGGAGAUCCUGGUCUGUAUUCAGAAAAUGAAGAAUGGAAAAUCUGGUGGAGACGACGGGAUUAGCGCAGAAAUGCUGAAAUAUCUUCCUCCGUCUGGGAUUCGUGAGAUGACAAAGAUCAUCCGUUCAAUAUGGAUAGACGAAAGGAUACCUGAUUCGUGGAGACACGCUAUCAUAAUUCCCCUCCACAAGAAGUUAUCCGUCACGGACCCCAGGAAUUAUCGAGAAAUCUCUUUGCUGCGUGUUAUGUACAAGCUAUUGGAGCGCAUUAUCCUGGACCGACUCAUUAAACAUCGCGAAGAAACAACGCGCGACGAGCAAGCUGGCUUUCGUCCUAGCCGAUCUACGAUUGACCAGCCGCGUUCGACUCUUCUCACCGAGGCUUCUCUUCUCGACGCGCUUCGCGCCGAUGGAGUACCAGGAAAGUUCGUUCGCUUGCUUGAUGACAUGAAUCAACGAACAAAUGCUGCACUUCGAACACCACCCGGAUGUACAACACCGUUUGAAGUGGUAACUGGAGUAAGACAACGGGCGGUGGCAGGACCUUUCCUGUUCAAUUUCGCAAUCGACGACAUUAUGCGAAGAACAGUCGAACAGUGUCCUGCCGACAUUGUCUUAGCACCAUCAGGGUGCCCCUUGACUGACCUCGCGUACGCCGACGAUGUUGUUAUAUUCGCGGAAAGCAGUACGAAACUUCAACAUGUUGUCAACCUUGUAUCGAAGCUGGCUGCAGCCUAUGGACUAAGCCUACGCCCUGAUAAAUGCAAGCAGAUGUGGAUCUCUUCGAGAUCUUGA
Messenger RNA from Necator americanus (New World hookworm), 2631 nucleotides. RefSeq lists its product as uncharacterized. The record is from RefSeq and is a predicted model, not a curated record. Gene Ontology annotation, biological process: chromatin remodeling. The transcript has 4 exons. NCBI's taxonomy places the organism in Eukaryota, Metazoa, Nematoda, Chromadorea, Rhabditida, Ancylostomatidae. Bases 1 to 2631 code for a protein of 876 amino acids. Gene Ontology annotation, cellular component: nucleus.